AUGGACGACGACUGGGACGAUGCUGCGUGGGCCGAAGCCGCGCUCGCGGUCGAGCGCGUCGAGCAGACGCAUGUCGUAGCCGCUCCUCUGUCUGCGGCUCGCGCGCCAGCCCAAGAUACGGGCUGGUCGUGUCCUCGAUGUACCUUGCGCAACCUGCCCGACACGGCAACGUGCGGUGUGUGCAUGUAUCGGCGCAUCGGUCAUGCGCCACCAAAGAUGGCGACGACGACAGCGACCAGCUCGAUGGCGUCGUGGCUCGGUGUCGCCAAGCCAUCUCCUCCUCCCGUCGCCGCGCCCGUCGCCCGACCACCCGCGCCCCGACCCCAGCCACCAGCACUGCCCGUCGUCGUAACGCCCGUCCGACAAGGCGCCGCGACGCCAUCGCGCCAGCCGACACCAACCACGACACCAUCGCGACAGGCACAAGCCUUGCCCACGACAUCGUCGCUACCUCGUCCCGCGCCUCGCCCGUCUCCGCCGCCGCUGCGCCUUGUGGCCGAGCCAUUAUGUCUCCCAGAAGAAGACGUGGUCAUGGGCGCGGCCAUCGACCGCGACCUGGCGACGCAUUGGAUCUACCCGAGCAACUACCCCGUGCGCACGUACCAGCAGACGAUCACGCGCGCGGCCUUGUUCCAAAACACGCUAGUGUGUCUCCCGACCGGUCUCGGCAAGACGCUCAUCGCUGCGGUCGUCAUGUACAACUACUAUCGGUGGUUCCCGAGUGGCAAGAUCGUGUUCAUGGCCCCCACCAAGCCGCUCGUGAGCCAGCAGAUUGAGGCGUGCCACAGCGUGAUGCCGAUCCCGCACGACGACAUGGCCGAGCUCCAAGGCAACGUGCCGCCGGCGCGCCGCAAGCAGCUCUGGGCGCAGAAGCGCGUCUUCUUCUGCACGCCGCAGAGCAUGCAGAACGACAUUGAGCGCGGGAACUGCGACGUCUCGUCGUUCGUGUGCGUGGUCGUCGACGAAGCGCACCGCGCGACUGGCAACUACGCGUACACGGUGGUCGUCAAGGCGAUCGCGUCGAAGAUCUCGGGGUUUCGCGUGCUCGCGCUCUCGGCCACGCCAGGCGCUAAGUUCGAUGUGAUCCAAGAAGUCAUUUCGAAUCUGCGCAUUUCGCACAUUGAGUGCAAGUCGGGCGACGACCCUGACGUCCGGAAAUACACGCACUCGCGCCAAGAAGAAAUCAUCAAGUGUAAAAUGACCGGCGAAGUGUCGAGCGUGCGCGUCCAGUUUCUCAAGCUCUUUCAGCCCAUCUUGCAUCGCUUGUGCACGAGUCAAUUGUUUCAUAUCCGCGACCCCGACAAGCUCACGCGGUGGGUCAUCGUCUCGGCCCGGGACCGCAUGCGGGCAGGACCGCAGCCGCCGCGGUACCGAACGGCCGAAGUCGACUUCGCACUCCUUGCCAGUCUUUUGCACGGGCGGGACGUGCUGACCACGCAUGGCAUUGGCAACUUCAAGUCGUACCUUGACAACUUUAUGAGCGAGCGCGUGACGGGCCCCAAGAAGAACCUCGUCGAGUCGGCCGACUUUCAGACGCUGCGGACGCUCGUCGACGCGCAGGCAGGUGGCGGGGGAAGCAGCAACAACCCCAAACUGGCGCAGCUCCAGAACGUGCUGCAAGAGCAUUUCGCCCGGCACAGCGCGGGCAACUCGAGCACGCGCGCGAUUGUGUUUACGCAGUACCGCGAAUCCGUGAACGAGAUCGUUGCGCUUUUAACGCCGCUCGCACCGCUCAUCAAGGUGCAGGCGUUCGUGGGCCAAGGUGCGGGCAAGGGCAAGGAAAAAGGGCAGACGCAAAAGCAGCAGCAGGCGAUCGUCACCAAGUUUCGCGACGGCGACUGCAACGUGCUGGCGGCCACGUGCAUUGCGGAAGAGGGCCUCGACAUUGGCGAGGUCGACCUCAUCGUGUCGUUCGACUGCCUCACGUCGCCCGUCCGCAUGAUCCAGCGCAUGGGGCGCACAGGCCGGAAGCGUGUCGGCCGCGUUGUCUUGCUCGUGACGGAAGGCGAGGAAGAGAAGAAGCUCGAGCGCAGCGUCGCGUCGGCCAAGGCCGUGAACCGAUCGCUGACCAUCUUCAAGGACAAGUUCAAAUAUGUCGCGGGCCCGCGCAUGGUACCGCGGGGCAUCCAUCCGGUCAUCACCGAGAGCCAAAUGGUCGUGCCGACGUUCCAGGCGUCGCUGAUUGGCGGGAAAAAGUCCAAGCGACCAACGCCAGUCGCCGACGACGACCUCUGGCGCCUUACUGAGAGCGAGCAGCAGGCCGUGGGCUUUCGCUUCGGCCGAAACGUCGCGGCUCGGCGGCCUCCCAAUGUGCUGACGCCGAGGCGUCUCCAUCUUGCGUCGCGGCCGCACCACUUUGGCAAGUCGCAACGUGCGCGCUGCUAUCUCCAACUGCUACACUGCGUUGCUGGCGAGAGGCUCACGGACAUGGACUUUGACGUGCGCAUGGACCGUGCCAGCGUCGCGCUCUCCCAGCCGCCACCACUGUCGCUAACGCCAAGUUCGCCACCGAUGCCGCCAAGCGCGACCAGGAUCACCUCCUCGCAAGUAUCGACCGCGCAACCCCAGAUCAUGGUCUAG
Messenger RNA from Saprolegnia parasitica CBS 223.65, 2580 nucleotides. RefSeq lists its product as hypothetical. Lineage: Eukaryota; Oomycota; Saprolegniomycetes; Saprolegniales; Saprolegniaceae. The transcript is spliced from 9 exons. The record is from RefSeq and is a predicted model, not a curated record. Bases 1 to 2580 code for a protein of 859 amino acids. Gene Ontology annotation, molecular function: four-way junction helicase activity; hydrolase activity; four-way junction DNA binding. Gene Ontology annotation, biological process: double-strand break repair via synthesis-dependent strand annealing; interstrand cross-link repair; replication fork reversal.